Molecule: messenger RNA, 1863 nt
Organism: Fonsecaea multimorphosa CBS 102226
Lineage: Eukaryota; Fungi; Ascomycota; Eurotiomycetes; Chaetothyriales; Herpotrichiellaceae
Exons: 1
Coding region: 1-1863 (620 amino acids)
Source: RefSeq, a predicted model, not a curated record
AUGGAUUCUUUCACACCACAAUUUCCUUUCUCCUUUACCCCCGCUGGCUCGGCUUCUACGAACCUGACAGCCGCAUGUCUCUUUUCGACCCUUCCCAGUCCAUCUCUAUUUGGUGGGGAGAUUCUCAACGUCACUUCGUCCCUGGUAAGCAACUAUACCGCGCAGUAUUGGCAGCCGCCAUUCUUCUUUAACUCGGACCCGCCGCUCUACGGCGAAGACAGCGACCUCUCCUUCUGCAAUGUUACUGUUACCUAUACGCACCCGGGCCAAAACGACGUGAUCAAUGUGUUUCUGUGGCUGCCCCUUUCCAUGUCGGACGGAGUCCUCGAGGGCCCAGGUGACACCGGACCAGAUCCCGCCCGCCACAGCAACGGCGGGACCACAUCACCGUCUUGGAACGGCCUUCUGCUCUCCCAAGGCGGCGGUGGCUUCUCCAUGUGCCUCCCCGACAUCAUUUCCCAUUCCUACCUUUCGCAGGGCUACGCCAUAUCGCGCACCGACGGUGGUCAUCCGCCCCAAACCAUGAGCCCUGAGCAGCCCGACACUGAGACCUGGGCCAUGCUCUCCCCGGGCAACGUCAACCUGUACCUCCUGCAGGACUUUGCAUCUGUAUGCUUGCACGACAUGGCCGUCAUCUCCAAAUCCAUCGUCACCUCAUUCUACGGCGUAAGCCCAAAAUACAGCUACUUUCAGGGCUGUUCCACAGGUGGGAGACAAGGCCUGAUGCUUGCUCAACGCUACCCCCGGGAUUACGACGGCAUAUUGGCGGGCGCACCGGGAAUAUACUGGCCCAAGCUGGUCGUCAUGCACUAUUUCCCGUACAUGAUGAUGCAUUCGCUCAAGGCGUAUCCCCCGGCGUGUGAACUGGACGCGAUCACGAGAGCCGCGAUCGAGGGGUGCGACGAGUUGGAUGGUGUCAAGGACGGGAUUAUCGCCAAUGAAGAAGAAUGUGAGUUUGACCCGUUCAAGCUUGUCGGGAAGGAAAUCCCCUGUGAGAUAGAGUACGCAGACGACGACAACGACGAAAACGAAGACGAAGGCGACGAACGACGCCAACAGCGAGGAAACCACGCGAUCAAAAUCGGCUACGCUGCCGCGCAUAUUGCGUGGCAUCUCUGGGGCGCUGCACGAGGCUCCAUCAGACAGCCCGACUGGCACCGUCUGACGCACUCGACGCCUUUAUCAUCCUUUGCAUCUACCAUAUGUUUCCGUCAGAAUCACAGCUGCGUAGCCGACCCAACUCCCCUACUGAUGGACUGGAUCCGGCUAUUUCUCUACAAAGACCCGAGCCUGACGAGCCAGGACCUCGCCGAGCGAAUCACGCUCCCCGAACUCGUCCGCCUCUUUGACCAGUCCGAAGAGGAGUACCACUCGGUCAUCUCGACGAGCAACCCGGACCUGAGCGCCUUCCACCGCCGCGGCGGCAAGAUCAUCACCUGGCACGGCACGGCCGACCAGGCCAUCCCGCCGGGCCAGACGCAGGAGUACUACGAAGCCGUGCUACGGCACUUUUCGGAGACUCCACCGACGAGCUCAGGUGCCGACGACCGCGACCGCCGCGCGGGCCACGUGCGAGACUUUUUCCGCCUCUUCCUCGUCCCGGGCGUCCAGCACUGCGGAUACGGCGAGGGCGCCCUGCCCGUCAACGUCCUGACCAAGUUGCGCGACUGGGUCGAACGGGGCAUCGCGCCCGACGUGCUCCACGGCGAGAGCUUCACCAGGGCAAAUCGCGGCGACGGCGACGGCGACGGCAGCGGCGACAAGAUCACCAGGCCGCUGUGCCCGUAUCCGCUCGUCGCUAGGUACAAGGGACACGGGGACGUGCGUAAGGCCGAGAGCUUUGAGUGUGCGACUUCUUUCUGA